This is a messenger RNA of Oncorhynchus gorbuscha (pink salmon), 1263 nucleotides long. Its product is annotated as relaxin-3 receptor 1-like. Lineage: Eukaryota; Metazoa; Chordata; Actinopteri; Salmoniformes; Salmonidae. Gene Ontology annotation, molecular function: G protein-coupled receptor activity. Gene Ontology annotation, biological process: immune response; G protein-coupled receptor signaling pathway. The transcript has a single exon. The record is from RefSeq and is a predicted model, not a curated record. Gene Ontology annotation, cellular component: membrane. Bases 1 to 1263 code for a protein of 420 amino acids.
AUGGAUUUUCUGAGCGGCAGCGGUGCUGGGCUGAGGUCGGAGAUGCAUGGGGAACAAAGCGAGGAAGGUUCACGAUUAUAUCCUGUUGCUGACUUCAACUUCUCUUUCAUGCUUAACGAAACGAACCAGUCCUUUGGAGAGUACGCUCACUUGUCUGAUUUGGAGAAAAGUGAUUUAUUCGGGGAUGGAUCCGCCGUCCUGAGAAUAAUAAUCUCUGUGAUUUACUCUGUGGUCUGUACCUUGGGGUUGAUAGGAAACAUCCUUGUAUUAUAUCUCAUGAAGUCUAAACAAGUCUGGAAGAAAUCGUCCAUUAACCUUUUCGUGACGAGUUUAGCGUUGACUGAUUUCCAGUUUGUAUUAACUCUUCCUUUUUGGGCAGUGGAGAACGCUUUGGACUUCACCUGGCUUUUUGGAAAAGCCAUGUGCAAGAUAGUGUCUUACGUGACAGCGAUGAAUAUGUACGCAAGUGUGUUUUUCCUGACUGCUAUGAGUGUGGCACGGUACUGGUCGGUUGCAUCGGCUCUCAAGAGCAGGCGGCGCCGUCACCGCUGCUGCUCCGCGCGUCUUAUGAGCAUUGUCAUAUGGGUUGCUGCUAUAUCCGCAGCUUUGCCCCAUGCGGUGUUCUCAACAACGGCGACUGUCUCCAACGAGGAACUGUGCCUUGUUAAAUUUCCAGACACCGUUGACGCACAAUUCUGGCUUGGACUUUACCAUAGUCAAAAAGUACUGAUCGGGUUUCUAAUACCGCUGGGGAUCAUCUCCGUCUGCUACCUGCUGCUUUUGCGCUUCAUCACAUCCAGGAAUGUGAAUACCUCCAGCGCAAAGAGGCGCUCCAAAGUGACAAAAUCUGUGACUAUAGUGGUUCUGUCAUUCUUCCUCUGUUGGUUGCCGAACCAGGCACUAACGGCGUGGGGAAUUCUCAUAAAACUCAACGUUGUGCAUUUCAGUUGGGCAUAUUACACCACGCAGGCAUAUAUAUUCCCAGUGUCUGUCUGUUUGGCGCACUCUAACAGCUGUCUAAACCCCAUAUUGUAUUGUCUAAUGAGAAGAGAGUUCAGAAAGGCUUUGAAAAAACUUUUUUGGCAAAUAACUUCUCCAUCCGUGACCAACAUGAGACCAUUUACGGCGACGACCAAGCCAGAGCAAGACGAGCGUGGACAUGCGUUGGUACCGUUAAGUCCGGCAGAGCCAGCCUUGGUUUUCUAUCCACCUGGUGUUGUCAUUUACAAUGGGAGAAACGAUAUGCUCCCGAACAGUACGUAG